Molecule: messenger RNA, 1270 nt
Organism: Anopheles moucheti
Lineage: Eukaryota; Metazoa; Arthropoda; Insecta; Diptera; Culicidae
Gene: wol
Product: dolichyl-phosphate beta-glucosyltransferase
Exons: 3
Coding region: 166-1149 (327 amino acids)
Cellular component (GO): endoplasmic reticulum membrane
Source: RefSeq, a predicted model, not a curated record
GUCGGCGUCGGCAUUUUUCCAGUGGCUGUGGCGAAAACAAGUGUAAAGCUACAAAGCGUCGCACUAUUCCAACGCGAGACUGACGCGUUUUACCUUAGUUUAUCGGAAUUUUAAGAUAAUGCAACAUUAGAAACUCCUGAUCAAGAUUAUUUGCAAGUUGCAACGAUGUUGACCACCGAGUUUGUCCAGCUGGCGCUGUUGUUUGGUUCCGGAUCUAUAUUUUUUCUAUUCGUUGUGCUAGGGAUAGUGCUAAAGGUGACGACGACACCGUUUCCAACAAUUGUGCGACACAGGGAUGAAGAGUACUACAUCGAUCCGGCUACGGGAGAUGAUCGACUGUUCGCGUCUUUAGAUGACAAACCUACGCUGAAGUUGAGUGUGAUAGUUCCGGCAUUUGACGAGGAAAACAGACUGCCUCUUAUGCUGGAUGAAUGCUUAGACUAUCUGGGAAAACGUGCCGAAAAGGAGAAAGACUUCACCUACGAGGUGAUCAUCGUAAGCGAUGGUAGCCGCGAUCGGACGGUGGAAGUUGCGUUGGAGUACGUCGAAUUGCAUGGUGUACAAAAGGUGCGCGUUUUGGAUUUGGUAGAAAACCGUGGCAAGGGUGGUGCGGUUCGUCUCGGAAUGCUUAGUAGUCGCGGUCAGUUUCUACUGUUUGCCGAUGCGGAUGGAGCGACAAAGUUUGCCGACUAUGCGAAACUUGAACGCAGCAUGGUACAAAUGACCGACGCCGAUUGGAAGCGCGAUGCGCUGGCGAUUGGUUCGCGUGCCCAUCUGGAGAAGGAAGCCACAGCGCAAAGAACAAUCUUCCGUACGAUCCUAAUGCACGGUUUUCACUUUCUGGUGUGGACAUUCGCGGUGAAGAAGAUACGGGAUACACAGUGUGGAUUUAAGCUGGUUUCGCGCUCGGCCGCCCGGAAGCUGUUUCAGGUGAUGCACGUUGAACGAUGGGCAUUCGAUGUGGAGCUGCUGUUCAUUGCACAAUCGUACAAUAUUCCGAUCGAGGAAGUUGCGGUAAACUGGACGGAGAUCGAGGGCUCGAAACUGACGCCGUUCUGGUCCUGGUUGCAGAUGGGCCGAGAUUUGAUGCUGAUCUGGUUCCGGUACGCGAUCGGUGCGUGGCAGUUGCGAAAAGAGCAUGUGAAUUAAAGAUGGUAGAGGAGGUUUAGUUUUUAAACAUUUUCUUUCCCGAUAGAUUAGUUAUGUGAAACAGAAUGAUCUAAACGUAGACAUAGAUGAAACAGAUGGAAUAAACAUAAGCGAAAUGGUA